AUGUCCUAUAAACCAGACGAACCUGCAUAUGUCCUUCUUCAGGAGAGGGUGAAUUUUGUCUCCGUCGCUCUCGGAGGCAUUGCAUAUGGAAUUCAUUUGGCAGUUUUCGCAACGACCGUGAAUUUUCUUGUCAAGGUUCCGUCAAGAGGCAAAAUAUCCUGGCCUUACCUUACCUUUGUUGUUGCCUUGCUUGCAUGUGGAACAAUACAGCUUGCUGUUUUAAUAAAAACAGACGAAAUGAUGUUCAUAGACGAUAGGAACUAUCCUGGUGGACCAAUUGCGUUUGGUAUGGCCGACUUCAGUGAUCCAAUACAGACAACUGGAGAUGCUGCCUACAUUAUUGCUAAUAUUUUGGCGGAUGGAGUUCUUAUCUACCGGAUUUUUGUUCUUUGGGGAAGGAACUAUCUUAUUCUAGGUAUCCCAGUCUUGAGUUAUUUUGCAAUUAUUGCUUUGGGCAUAUUGGUUGUUUACCAGGCUGCACAACCUGGUGCAAAUCUAUGGAUCCAUUCUGAAAUCCCAAUUGUUGUACCAUAUUGGUCCUUAUCCAUAGCCCUCAACAUAGUCAUCACUCUUGCAAUUGCUUAUCGCAUGCUCAAAUCUCGAAGAACAGUCAUACAGACACUCGGUCAGGAACACUCCAAGAUCUACACCUCAGUCACUUCAAUGCUUAUUGAGUCUGCGGCUCUUUACUCUGUUACCGGGAUUGUUUACAUUGUCUGUUAUGCACGGAACAGUACUAUUCAGAAUGCUGUACUCCCAAUAAUGGAUCAAGUUGUAUGCAUUGCACCCGAACUUAUUGUGAUGAGAGUUGCUCUUGGACGAGCAUGGUCAAGGGAUACAACCAUCCCUGUUGAUGCUAUCAAGUUUGAAAGCCCGCCGUCAGAUUUGAAGGCCAGACGAAACGAUACAUAUAACUGCUCAUCUGCAACCGUGAUUUCCGGUUCAGUAUCUAUGUAUGGGGAGCAAAGUCAGAUUGGUGGAAGGCUUGAAGAGCAAGAAUGUUGUGUUUGA
Messenger RNA from Fomitiporia mediterranea MF3/22, 1011 nucleotides. RefSeq lists its product as uncharacterized. The transcript is spliced from 5 exons. Bases 1 to 1011 code for a protein of 336 amino acids. Lineage: Eukaryota; Fungi; Basidiomycota; Agaricomycetes; Hymenochaetales; Hymenochaetaceae. The record is from RefSeq and is a predicted model, not a curated record.